CUCUGACUCCCUACUCCUUUAUGAUCAUGGACUGUGGGUUUGUAAAACAAAAGUUGAAACAUCAAAUACUUAAAAGGGGAAUUGAACAGGAAGCUCAUCUAAACUUCCACAAGCCUAUUUACUGUGGCUGCUCUAUUGAUUACCUGCUUCUCCAGAGCACUUGGCUUCUUUGUUCCAAACUUCCUUUCUUCAACCUCACACCAGAGUGCCCUGGUCAGGCUCGGCUCAUCCAUUAGGCACAGCGUGGGCAGUGCAGGGAAUCCUCCAUCCUGUAAAGCUACAAGAGAAUGUUUUACUCCUUUUAACAUUAGAAAAAAAAAGAAAUUACAGAGCCUAAGAAAAUGUUUUAACUUCUAAUUCAGCCUGAAUGAUAUUGUCUUUAUACCAAUUCAGUCAUAAAAUAUAGUUUCCAUAUUUUUAUGGAGGAAGGGGCCCACAAAAGCAAGAGUGCUCGGGGCUCGCAAGUCAGAACACAGCCCUGGUCAUGACUGAUCCUGGCCUCCGUGUGGUUCUGCUACCUGUGUGCCUGUCAGUCUUCCCCAAAAUCUAUGCGGCCCUCUAAUAUAGCAACUGUCAAUUAAUACACACGUUUGAGCACACAGUGAACUAAGUUUUAAGGAUUCAAAGAUGAAAAGUCAUGCUAUCUUCCCUGCAGACGGUGCUAAGACUAGUGAUGCAAACAGUAUGGGGUGCAGGAAAGUAGAAAGCCAUUGCUGAGCAAGCAGUGGCCCCAGCAGAGGUAGAAACUGUAUAAGUUACUUGGUUCCUGCUGGGCCAGCAAGGUGAUGUCCUCCAGCAAAACUUGGCAUCCAAGAGAAGUACCAGAUGAAAAGAAGGAUUGCAUGAAUUCCACAUAUAUUCAUGUUUGAACAAGGAGUCAAGGUUUAUUGCAAGGAUAAGGAGGCUUUGUUGCUAGCCUGUUAAGACCAACCAGGGCAGUCAUGCUGGUCAGGGAAGAAGCUGACCACGUUGCCUCUUACGGUGUAAACUUGUACCAGUCUUAUGGUCCCUCUGGCCAGUACACCCACGAAUUUGAUGGAGAUGAGGAGUUCUACGUGGACCUGGGGAGAAAGGAGACUGUCUGGCAGUUGCCUAUGUUCAGCAAAUUUUUAAGUUUUGACCCACAGGGUGCACUGACAAACAUCGCUGCAGCAAAACACAACUUGGACAUCCUGAUUAAACAGUCCAACUCUACUUCUGCUUCCAAUGAGGUUCCUGAGGUCACAGUGUUUUCCAAGUCUCCUGUGGCGCUGGGUCGGCCCAACACCCUCAUCUGCCUUGUGGACAACAUCUUUCCUCCCGUGGUCAACAUCACAUGGCUGAGCAAUGGGCAGUCAGUCACAGAAGGUGUUUCUGAGACCAGCUUCCUCUCCAAGAGUGAUCAUUCCUUCUUCAAGAUCAGUUACCUCACCUUCCUCCCUUCUGCUGAUGAGAUUUAUGACUGCAAGGUGGAGCACUGGGGCCUGGAGGAGCCUCUUCUGAAACACUGGGAACCUGAGAUUCCAGCCCCUAUGUCAGAGCUCACAGAGACUGUGGUCUGUGCCCUGGGGUUGUCUGUGGGCCUCGUGGGCAUUGUGGUGGGCACUGUCUUCAUUAUCCGAGGCCUGCGUUCAGCUGGUGCUUCCAGACGCCAAGGACCCUUAUGAAUCCCAUCCUAGAAGGGAAGGUGCAUCACCAUCUACAGGAGCAGAAGAAUGGAUUUGCUAGGUGACCUACCACUAUUCCCUGGCUUGAUUUAUCAUAUCCCUUUUCUCCUUCAAAUGGUUCUCCUCUCACCUUUUCUCUGGGACUUAAGCUGCUGUAUCUCCUCAGAGCUCACAAAUGCCUUUUGAAUUCUUUCCCUGACCUCCUGUUCUUUUUUUCUUUUCUCAAAUGUUACCUUCUAAGAGAUGCCUGGCGUAAGCCAGCCAGCUACGUAAUUCCUCAGUAACCUCGAUCUAAAAUCUCUAUGAAAACAAUAAAUUCCCUUUAUGAGAUCUAUGUCAAAUUUUUCCAUCUUUCAUCUAGGGCUGACAAACUAUGGAUAAGAAUUGGGAGACUCUUAUGUUUCAAGCCAAUUUAAUCUCCUUUCCCAGAUCAUAUUUCAUGUACAGUAGCACAGAAGCAACCAAGGUACAGUAUAGCCUGAUAAGCCUGAUAAUGUGCUGAUUUCUUAGCUGAUGUUAAUGUUUCUUUCUUCCUUGUGUUCCCAUCCUUGGGACUGCCACCCACCCUCAAUUCAGGCAACAAUGAAGUUAGUGGAUACUGUACUCUGCCCUUGGCUCAGAAUUGUUAUAGCAAAAAUUUUAAAACCAAAACAUUAGUCUGUACUCAUUUCAAUGUGGCUUUUAAAAGUGUGACAGAGAAAUAAGUUAGGAUAAAGGAAAUUUGAA
Messenger RNA from Saimiri boliviensis boliviensis (Bolivian squirrel monkey), 2372 nucleotides. The record is from RefSeq and is a predicted model, not a curated record. NCBI's taxonomy places the organism in Eukaryota, Metazoa, Chordata, Mammalia, Primates, Cebidae.